AUGGCGUCUUCUACUUAUGUUAUGGUGGUCUUGUUUGCUUUGAUUGCUGGAUCUGCGUUGGCUCAGUCACCCACUGGAUCGCCGAUGGUAUCACCGACGGCAUCUCCGACCGCGUCGCCUCCGUCGCCAGUUACCGCUCCUCCUACGAGCUCUCCGACUUCAUCACCGACUGAAUCGCCUCUAGCAUCUCCACCAGCUCCUCCUACUCGUCUGUCUCCCGGCGGCGCUCCGGUAUCGUCUCCUUCCGGCUCACCCGUUCCGACCGCUUCUCCUACUUCACCGCCGAACUCCGCUAGCUUGAACAGACUCGCCGCCGGAUCUGUUGCCGUGGUUGCCUUAGCUGCUGCUUUGGUUAUGUAG
Molecule: messenger RNA, 360 nt
Organism: Lactuca saligna
Lineage: Eukaryota; Viridiplantae; Streptophyta; Magnoliopsida; Asterales; Asteraceae
Source: the annotation of a GenBank genome assembly